Recurvomyces mirabilis is the source of this 981-nucleotide messenger RNA. RefSeq lists its product as uncharacterized. The record is from RefSeq and is a predicted model, not a curated record. Gene Ontology annotation, molecular function: arabinan endo-1,5-alpha-L-arabinosidase activity. The transcript has 3 exons. NCBI's taxonomy places the organism in Eukaryota, Fungi, Ascomycota, Dothideomycetes, Mycosphaerellales, Teratosphaeriaceae. The coding region runs from base 1 to 981 and encodes 326 amino acids. Gene Ontology annotation, biological process: carbohydrate metabolic process.
AUGGCGGCGCAUUCCCUUCUCCGAACAGUCUUGCUGGCUCUCACGCUGGUCGUGCUGAGCACCGCAUUUUCGAACCCUCUACCAUGCACUGGAGAAUGCAUUGAUACUCACGAUCCGUCCCUUAUCCGGCGCACGUCCGAUGGCACCUACUUCCGUUUCGCGACUGGUGGCGGCAUCAGCAUCCAUACAGCACCAUCAAUUACCGGUCCCUGGAAGACUGCGGGCGAAGUUCUGCCCAGCGGGAGCAAAAUCAACAAUCCUGGGGCAGACGAUGCGUGGGCACCGGAUGUUCAUUAUGUAGGGGGGACGUACUAUCUCUACUACGCUGUCUCGACCUUUGGCACGCAAACAUCUGCUAUCGGCGUAGCAACGUCGACUUCUAUGGAUGCCGGGACAUGGACCGAUCAUGGCUCCACCAGCGUCACCUCAACAACCGGGGAUGACUACAAUGCCAUUGAUCCUAACCUUAUCCAAGUCUCGGGCAAGAACUACCUCACGUUCGGCUCGUUUUGGGGCGAUUUGUAUCAGACCACCCUGUCAUCGAACCUCGAGAGUUGGUCGCAGUCGACUCCGUACAGGAUCGAACUCAACAGUACUAGCCCGCAGCCCAGUGAGGGCGCCUAUGUGUAUCACACUGGGUCGUACUACUACCUUUUCUUCAGCAGCGGAUCCUGCUGUGGAUACGACACGUCGAGGCCGGCGCCGGGAGACGAGUAUAAGAUCAUGGUCUGUCGAUCUACUACGGUGACGGGCGGCUAUGUUGAUAGGAACGGACAAGCUUGCACGAACAGCGGCGGGACGCUGGUCCUUGGGUCCCAUGGCGUGGUCUACGGCCCGGGCGGUCAGGGAGUCUAUGACGAUAUUGUCGAGGGCUCUGUGCUGUACUAUCAUUACGUCGAUACCAACAUUGGUUACGCAGAUGGCGACAAAGUCCUUGGCAUCAACAAGAUUGACUGGAGCACCGGAUGGCCCGUGGUCUAA